Messenger RNA from Funneliformis geosporum, 318 nucleotides. The record is from the annotation of a GenBank genome assembly. Lineage: Eukaryota; Fungi; Glomeromycota; Glomeromycetes; Glomerales; Glomeraceae.
AUGACUAUUAAGAAUGAAGGAUCAACAAAAAGGAUAAAUAGAACAUACUGCUAUAUAUUGCAUCUUUAUAAUCAUCUUAUUAAUGGUCAAAAGACACUGGUAACUCUUAUAAACAUUCAAGUUUUCUUUGACGUUCUUGUACUAGAUGGAGAGACUUCAGAUGAAUGUGAAGAAAAGCUCUCUUACGAAAUCAUACUCUUAGAACAUAGAGACCCAAUUACGAGAAAAGAUGAUCCAAAACCAUUAAAGCAAAUAUGUCUUGUCGAUGUUGAAACAGAAACAGAUUCACGCUGCAUCACAAUCAUUUGCAGAAAUCAA